This is a messenger RNA of Xyrichtys novacula (pearly razorfish), 17894 nucleotides long. Lineage: Eukaryota; Metazoa; Chordata; Actinopteri; Labriformes; Labridae. The record is from the annotation of a GenBank genome assembly.
GCUACAAGGUGCGUUGACGUAGGGAGGCGUGUGUGACAUUUGCUGCAAGGAGCUAGUUUAUGAAGAGCUAACCGGAUAAAGAUGAUGAAAUAGGGGCGAAAAUAGACAAUAUGUUAACUUUUAACUCAUGAGCUGACGUUUAGGUUCAACUUUGUCACGGUAACGACAGCAGAAGGGACAGUUAAUGUUGAAUGUAGCGUUUGUUAAAACUUUCUGUGCGGUUAAACCCGUUAGAUAGGAAGCUAACGCUCUCUCUGAACUUGUGCAGUGAAGGUCCUGAGUUUGUGUUGAGGUUGUUGUUGAGGUUGAGAUGUUGAUAACAUCAAGAUAACAGGGUUUUAAUUGUAUUGUUGCAGUGCAGUGCAGCGCUGAAGCCGACUCUGUUAAAGUGCGUUUUGUACACAAGGUUAAAAUUAGCUUUAGCCUGUUAGCUCCCCUACUUCCCCUCUGCUGCAGGUUUGUCACUUUCUUAUGCUGACUUGUCGGGCCAGGUGUGGCGAAAGUAGGCCAGGUGUGGUGAGGGAUAGAUCGGGUUCAGUGUGUGUGACCGGGUCCCACAGUCGACUUCAGGGAUUUUCUCACUCCCGCUGGGAUCAUGCUGCUCUCCUUGGUGGUGCACACUUACUCUCUGCGGUACUGGUUUCCAGCAACCAUCAUGCUGGGAACAGCUCCGGCUUAUCUGCUGUCAUGGGGAGCAUGGCGCUUACUGUCCACUGUCCUACCAGCCAGAUGGUACCACAAGUUAGACGACCGGCUGUACUGCAUCUACCAGAGCAUGGUCCUCUUCUUCUUUGAGAACUACACUGGAGUUGAGGUGAGUGAGCCAGUAUGUAAACUGAACUCUUCAUGAGAAAUACUGACAGGGACACAAAUACAGGAGGCUUUGCUUCAUAGUGCAGACAAAGGAGAUGACAUGCACACAUAGGACACCAUUAACAGAAAGUUAGAGCACUGCAAAAAUGAUUGACAUGUAUAGAAAAUAGAUAAUUCAAACUUUAUGUAUACACUCAAAGAAAAAACACAGUCAGUCUCAUAAACAAUACCAACAGUAAGGCAAAUACGGGUUAAAGAUAGGGCUGGGCGAUAUUGGAAAAGUUUAUCAAGAUAUAUUUUUUUCAUAUCAGUUGAUCUCAAAAUAUAUCAUGACAUAAAAAAUGAAAAUUAACAGUGCUCAUUGGUAGCAUGUCUUCUGCAAUACAGAAACCUACUGUAGGGUUUCCCCUACAUGCAAUUGAUCGUGGCGCACCGCCACAGCUAAAUAGAAGCCGCCACACAUAAAAAAAAAAGUUUUUAUUUCGUGUAGUUCUACCUUGGACUCAUAUGUAUCUGCAGUGUUUCCCCUCCAUUCAUUCAGCAGCGGCUGCUAAAUAACAGAAAGUUAGAUCAUUGCAAAAAUGAUUGAAAUAAUAAAUAGAUAAUUCAAAGUUUAUUCAUACACUUAAAGAAAAAACACAGUCAGUCUCAUAAACAAUACCAACAAUCAGGCAAAUACCGGUUAACGAUGGGGCUGGGCGAUAUAUGAAAGUUUAUCAAGACACUUUUUUUUCAUAUCAGUCGAUAUCAAUAUAUUUCACAAUAAAACAUGAAAUGUAACAGUACUUAUGAUGGUUAAACGACCAUUUUGAAACCGAAUAUUCGAAUACCUGAAAAUUAAUGAACUCCCAGAAAAUAGCCCAAAUUAAGCGCAUGUCGAUCAAUAUGGCCAGAUAUCAUAUGAAUAAAUAUUAAGAGUACAUGAACAAUACCAAUAAUACCAAUAAUACCAAUAAUAAAGCAAAUAUGGGUUAAAGAUAGGGCUGGGCGAUAUAAGAAAAAGUUUAUCAAGACAUAUUUUUUUCAUAUCAGUCGAUAUCGAUGUAUUUCACAAUAUAAAACAUGAAAUGUAACAGUACUUAUUGGUAGUAUGUCUUUCACUAUUCAAUAAGUUACUGCAUCUGUGAGGUCUUUGUGUCUCUUCAACGUUGUGCUAGAAAGCGGACUGAAUGGUCGGCUGUUUUGGCUGCACGGGCGCCAUGGGCUCCUUGCUCCACUCAGGGUUUGUAACCUUUUGCAUAAAAGAUUUGAGGUAUUCCCAACUUUGCGAGAACAUGUACUCAACCUAAUUUACAGUGCACAUUACGCUGCAUUAGGACUCGGCGUUAUGAUCGUGAUAAAUUUCAGUUCGAUCACAGUGAUCAGCUGUGAGCAUAUUUACUCGAUCAAACAUGGCGGAAAUGUGUGUCACAACAGAUAAUUCACAGUUGAAAUGCAUAUUAAAUAGAUAAGUCAAAGUUUAUUUAUGCACUUCAAGAAAAAACACAGUCGAUCAGAGUUCUCUCCAAGCCCAUAAACAAUACCAACAAUAAAGCAAAUAUGGUUAAAGAAUAUUAAGGACGGAUUAAAUAGGAGAAAAACUAUAUUUUACAAAAUGUCAGGAUGUCACACCAACUGGUAUUAAAGGCCAACUCAGAGAGAGGGGUUCGAAACUCUCAAGAGUCUGAGCAGUUCUCAUAUUAAAGGUUAGACUCCUCCACUGCCUGAGAGCAGAAACCGCAAAAGCUCUUUCACCUCCUUUUUUUUUAACCUGAAUGUGGGGACACCCAAAAGCACAUGGUGAUACGACAAACUCAACAAAUAUAAAGAGGCCAGCCUGAGUCAAGUUUUAGAAACACGUCAAGGAAGCCAGUGAAAGCAAGCCAGUACUGAGAUGAUGUUGUUUCACUAUCUCUGAACCAGCUGUGAAUGAUGACGAGACAAGUGCUGCUGGAGAUGAAUUAAGGCCACAGGUCAGGCAAAGUGUUGGACACUGAGACGGGAGAGUUGUACGGUUUGAUGACCACAAGCAGGAAUGACUUCCUAAGGCUUCUUGUGGUAAAUUUUAAGGGGAUGAGUCUGUCAUUGAAAAGGCUCCUUUGCUUCAUCAGUCUAUCAGGAGUACGCUGGAGGAAUUGUGGAGCCAUAUUAGAUAUGAGCAGAAGCUUUUAUCCACUAACAUGUAAUCUGAUUAUUGAAAAUCAAAGAUUCUGACUAUUUUUCAUUCACAUGAAACCGAGUUCUGCAAUUCUGGAAGAUUCUGUGUUUGUUUAAAACUGUAAAACAACAAAAAACUGGAGGUGGACACACAGGCAGUUAAAAAAAGUUGAUGAACCCGAUGGACGACGAGAAAAGCUGCAUUCCAGCGCCUUUUUGACGCCACGCCUUGUAUGCUUUUCUUGUUUGUACAUUAGAGUGAGCAGAAGAGCAACAGUCGUAGCUGGUAAACCGGCAUGUCUGAUACUAUAUGACUCGUGUAUGAAGUGCUGCACUGUAGGCCGUAUAAACGGAUUAGAAAAGAUCUUUUUAAUAAAUCCUCUUGGGGGUUAUUGAAAAGCUGCAGUUUAUUUUGGUUUGGCUUUUGUAUAAAUUGAAAAACUAAUCUGAAACAGAACCAAAUCCUCCUGUGAGGACCUUUUACAUUUUUGUCAGUGGUGCAGUUAUUACCCACAGACAAACAAAAAACACCGUUAGAGAGGAGACUUGUGAUCUCUGUGCAGUUAUUUUUACUACUGUAACCACUGCAGCAGGGUAGGUGUCAGAUGAAGUCAGUCAUAGCUUCCUGCAAAACCAACCUUAGUCUACACUGUCUGCAAAAAUAUUUAGGCAAAGUGAAAUGAUUGACUCCUGAUGAAUUUUACCACUUAAACAGAAAGAAUUGCUGCACCAAAAAUUAGCACAGAUGAUCUUUAACCACUUGUGACUGUGGACUGAGCCUCUUCCUGUCAUCUCCAGCCUCUAGCUUCACAAGGACGAGAUGAAACUACAGAUUUUUUUUCUGAUUUUGCUACAGCGGGGUUAGAGCAUGUAUAAAAUGUUGUGUUUGAAUAUUUCACUGACGUAUUUUAAUAAUUUUUAAGAUUUUAAACACUUUAUGCACAUUUUAAACGCGCUGCGGACAUGAGCGACUCCGGUAGAAAAGAGGAAGCUGAAGAAGCCGUCAUGUAACUCCAUACCACUAUCAUAUAUCAAAACACAUCAUGAGAUGACACCAAACUUGGAGGGAUUGCAGGUUAGAUGUUGUAGAGCACAUCUAAUGAAUGAAAUGCCUACUCAAAUUGGGGUUACUUUUACUUUUGAUAAUAAAAUCCUUUUUUUUUUUUUUUUUUUUUAGACGGAGAUAAAAUUUAGAUUUUUUUUUUCUUUAAUUUACCUGAUACCAUUCUAGCAUUAUAAAGGUCACAGCCAAUCUUUCACUUGAUUUAGUUUCUACAAGAUAUAACCUUUUCAUAGACACCAAGAUUGUGGAUCUAGGCCCUACAGUUGAUGAGCUAUUACUGAUUUACUUUUGGUAUGUAAUUUUAGGGCAGAAAUAACCCUGAGAUGGCUCAGGGUCCAAGUGGUUAAAAUAUUCAACCAAACAAAAUAAAUGAAUUUUUUUGACAUUCUACCUAACUUUUGUCUCUCUGUAGAUUGUGAUAUACGGGGAUAUACCAAAAACCAAAGAGAACGUGAUCUACCUGUCCAACCACCAAUGCACAGGUAAUGCAUUCACACAUCCUGCUUCAUAUAUCAAUGUGUUUUUGAGCCCAACUUGAAGUGAAUCACCUGAUGUCCUCUUUCCAGCUGACUGGAUCAUAGCCGACAUGCUCGCCAUCCGGCAGAAAGCUCUGGGUCAUGUCAGAUACGUCCUCAAAGACGGACUCAAGUGGCUCCCACUGUAUGGAUGGUACUUCUCACAGGUAAUGACACUCUGUGAGUAUUUCAAUGUCGUAUUUAAAAUGCAGAUGUGAUGAUGUACAUUGAGGUGAAAUCACACUCCCCACCGGGGUUCAAAUGGGAUGGUCUUUCUUCCAGCACGGAGGCACCUACGUGAAACGGAGUGCAAAGUUUAAUGAAAAAGCGAUGAAGAAGAAGCUCCUCAGCCAGACUCGAUCUGGAGCACCAGUAAGUCCACUCAUUUUAUUCAUGAACCCCUGACUACGUGAGCAUCUGUACCGUGUGGUGGAAAAACGUUCUACUGUCAUAUUAAAGCAGAAGUUUGAUUCUCAGAGAUUCUCAACAAGGAACAAAAACUGAAGAGACAAGAGACCGUUUUUUUGUCAUGUUUCUGAUCAAAAUAAUCCUGUUCAACUUUCAACACUUUGAUAUUUUUUUGUGGAAACUCGUGUUCGAUCUUGCUCCCACACAGGAUGUUAAAGUGAAUACUUUCCCAGAGUUUGUAUUAAUAGAUCACCUGUGGACUCCAGCACUGUUGACCUUUCAAAAACCAGGCGAGCUCAGUAUCUUUUGAUUAUACACCGUAUUUUUCGCACUAUAACACGCACCGGUAAGAUAAGUCACACUUAUCUGACUGCAGUGCUCCAAUAAGCCAAAAGGAUUCUACGUGCGCCUCAUAGUGCGAAUAAUACGGUACAUUGGGUGUAUAUGUCUUUGUGUAUCGGGUAUGUGCGUGUUAAAGCAACUAAACAAUCUAACGUUAUCCCUCUCGCUAGCAAGCACUAGAACUUGUUCUCAGUCAAGAUAAGAAGUUAAUAUUUUAUCAGAGUUGGCCUGUUAUAUGUGGUGUCUAAGCUGUACAGCAGCUACUUGUCACAACCCAAGGCCAGUAGCUUCAUUAAGUGGCUCAACUCUCAAGGUGCUGCAGUGAAGCUGUCAAAGUAAUCGAGUGAGUCAGCCAUGAACACCGCUCCACUGCUGCUGAGAUGUUUCAUGAUUUCAACAUGUGAGAAAGUUCCUAUUUGUCAGAAAAACCUCUGCACUUUCAAUGUUUUGUACCUUUUGCAAAGAACAUUUUCAGUGGAGUACAACUUUCUCUCAGAUAAAAAUAGAGUGGCAUCACAGCUCAAUGAGUGAAAGAGGAACCGUUGAAGAUUUAAGACUCGAGGCUAAGUUUAGGAAGCAUUUCAACGGACCCAGUUUUCACUUCUGCUGCCGUUCAAUCAGAUUCAAAAGUACAAACUUUUCAAAACUUGUUGCCAACAUUUCAUACAGUCAUUUUAACUUCAUCACUCUGGUUCAGUGAAUCCUGUAAAUGCCAUAAAUUCCAGUUUAGCCAAGGUAACACACAAAAAAAAUAUGACCUCUUUGAUCCUCUGUGUUUGUCUUCCCACAGAUGUACCUUGUUAUCUUCCCUGAAGGAACUCGCUAUAAUCCCGAGCUGAAGAAUGUUAUCGCUGACAGUCAGGCUUUUGCUACGAAAGAAGGUACUGGCACGAUGGCAGCCGUUUUCUGCUCUACUACCACCUACUAACUCAGCACGGCCCACUCAGUUUGUAAAACAGCUGAUUCAGUUCGGCUGUGUGACCUGUUGUAACCUUUUUGAGUGAGCAUUUCCCCAGUGAGAAUCCCAUCACAUGAAUGCAGAUUUGUGUGGUUAGGAUUUUAAAAGUUGAAGUGUGCACUAUUAAGUUCAGACCAGUUUUGGAUUCUUGAUGCUGAGCAAGUCUCAGGACUUCACUUGCUGCUGGUAAAUGAAAAUGAAAAUAAAAAUUAAUGACUUAUUAAUAUUUAAAUGGAAGUCAUGAUUAAUGAAAAGCUGAAUAAACUGCAAAAAUGUUCAUAUACCUCACAAAUUUCUUAUCUUUAUGUAUAUUUGUUUGAAUCAGCGUGAUUCCCAUAAUGCCUCAGCGCAGUGUGCUGUUGAGGUCCUCUCACAAACAGCAUCCAUUCUGCAGAGAUUAAGCCUAUCUCUGGGCCACAGCUCGGAAUAUCACCUUCCCCCAUUAAUCCAAAUAAAUCGCUCUGGAUAGCCGACAUGUGCACAUGACAUUAUCUGCUAUUAGGAGGUAUUAGUGAGCAGACUGUGGAGCGACAUCCACAGAGGGACAGUGAAGUAGAUGAACCAAAUACAAGCACUUUUGUAGAGACGUUGUGUUGUUAACCCUUUUGUUUUUAAUCAGAUGGUGAUUCAGGUGAUUUUAGCCACGGCUUUGUAUGAGAGUGGACAGAAAAUUAAGAGAAUUAAAGAGAUGGGCAUGAUGUGUAACCUUAAAGGGAUAUUCUGGCGUAAAAUUAAUUUAGGGUCAAACACACCAAGUGAGAUGAAUGUUGCCGACCGCUUGCUUCUCUAGAUAUACUAACUUUAGUAACGACCACACAAAAGCAAUACAGAGCGGUCUGAGGAGCCAUAAACAAACCUCAACAAAACGCCACUCUAUAGCCACAAAUAAUGCUCAGAACAGCACCUAACUUCAUCAACAGUACAUAUAGGGUCCCAGCCAUAGUACUAGCCACCAAACAUCUAUUUAACUUUGCCUGAUUUCUUUAGCAAAGAGACCAAACACAACUCACCUUCUCUCUUCCAGCAGCCGCUUGUUUGUAGCAAGACCUCGGGCCAGUCCAUUACGGACUACAGCGGGGUGAUGCAGCUCAAGGAAGAACAUUCAUGAUCAUUUCCUCAUGGAAAUACAAUCAGACCGAGACGCUAAGGCAGAAAAACUACCGGGUCUGCAGUGAAAAAUGAUUAAUAUGAUGAUUAUUACUUCAAAGAAAUGAUAAAGAAAUGAUCAUAAAUGUUCUUCCUUGAGCUGUGUCACCCCGCUACAAACAAAUGGCUGCUGGAAGAGAGUGGGUGAGUUGUGUUAAGUCUCUUUGCUAAAGAAAUUAGGCAAAGUUAUAUAUGUCCUGUUGAUGAAGUUAGGUGCUGUUCUGAGCAUUAUUUGCGGCUAUAGAGUGGCGUUUUGGUUGAGCGCGUGGCUCUCUGUAUUGCUAUCGUGCGGUCGUUACUAAAGUUGGUAUAACUAGAGAAGCAAGAGGUCGGCAACAUUUAUCUCUGGAGGGGGUGUCUAACUCAGUGUGUUUGACCCUAAAUUAAUUUUACGUCGGAAUAUCCCUUUUAAUAUCUUUACAACAAUCUUUUUAAAAUCAUGUUACCUAGUAAAAUUACAAUGAAACUGUGUGUCCACAGGGCUGGCCACUUUAAAGCACACUCUAACGCCCAGAAUGAAGGCCUCCCAUAUCGCCCUGGAGACCAUGAGGGAUCACCUGGACGCUGUGUACGACAUUACAGUGGCCUAUGAGGGGACAGUGAACGCCUCCAAACAGAGAAGACCUGCCCCUUCAAUGCCAGGUAAGUUUUUUUUUUUUUUUAGUUGAACAUUUAAAUAAGAGGAAUGAGACAGUCUGCUUUUGAGAGCUUUCUCCAUUAAUCUGAUCUCCUGUAGUGAAAGACUUGACCUGGUCUAAUAUAUGUAAUUAAAAAGGCAGAAGAGGUCGGACUAGAUGAGUUCUCCUUUUAUUACCUCCGCCAAGGAGGUUAUGUUUUCGGUAGCGUUGGUUUGUUUGUUUGUCUGUUUUCAACUUUACGGAGAAAGUAACUGACGUAUUUACCUGAAAUUUUCAACAGAGGUGCGUCUCAGCUCCAGGAGGAUCCCAUUAAAAUUUGGUGGUGAUCCGGACAAAAUUCUGGAUACUGUGAACCAGAACACACAAAAAUAAGGGUGUCGUUGGAAUUUUCAAUGCUGAAAGAUAACCAAUGGGCGGCGCAGUGGUGUAGUGGUUAGCACUGUCCCCUCACAGCCAGAAGGUCGCGGGUUCGAAUCCUGGUCAGGGCAUUUCUUGUUUAAGGGGGACAUGAGCUGCUUGGCACAGGUGUGCUCUCCGAGUGCUUUUCUAGUUAUUCACUGUUUAUUUGUCCCUGAAGAAUACAAUGUGCCCAGACAGACGCUAAAAGACUCUAAUUUUCUACAUUCAUUCCCAGAAGGGCUUUUAAGAGAAUAACAGAUUCAAGUGAGCAAAACUAGGUACAGUUACAAAACCAACAUAUACAGCAAUGGCAUAGCAACAGAAAACUAGACUUAGGUCCAGGUUUGCUAUUGAAUUAACCAGGAAUGAGUCUAGCAUGAGGAACAGUUAGCUAAUGUGCAGACUGAGCACGCUCUUCAACAGCUGUUUGUCCUCAGCCGGUGAGUCCAGGAUCACAAGAUGACCCAGAUUACUUAAUUUAGUGCAGACUACUGGCUCCUCUUAUAGCAUCACCCUAUAGGUUAAAAAGGCCCACAUUAAGUAGAUUAAAGUAGAUUAGAUUGUCAUGGAGUUAAUUCAGAUAAGAAUUAAAAAAAUCCACAUUUUUUAUUUGUUAAAUUGAAGAUUUAAGUCCAGUGAAAUAACUAUUUUAAUCUCAUAAAUUAACAACAUAUUUCUCAUGAAUUUAAUCUGAUUAAUUAAGGACUUUAUUCUUCUGAAUUUAAGAUCUUAGUCUUGUAUAUUCACAACUUCAAUCUCUGAAGUUUAGGACUGUUUAACUUCUAUUCUCUCCAUAUUUAUCAGUUUGUUCUUGUUAAUUAAGACCUUUAUUGUGUGACUUGAUUUUCUUAUAAUUUCAAUUUAAAUCAUGUAAUUUUUGACUUUAUUGUCAAAAUCUCACUAAAAUGUCAAUCCCUACAGCAGCACUAAUCCUAAAUCCUAAAAUACAGCCCACGCCGUAGAAGAUUAAAAAUAAACUUUGUUUAAGUUUGACAGAUGAAAAUGAGUGCAGGCAGCUACAUUAUGAUCUAUUCUUUGUAGUCACGGCUCCCUUCCUGUUUUCACUGUCCAGAUACGCUGACCAUUAUUUAGUGAAAACAUGUUGUGAUUUAGCCGCUGCCAAAGAGCUUAACCACAGAGGUGUUAUAUAAAUGUGGAUAAGGAAACACAGAUGUCUAAAUAAAGCGUAAAUGCAGGUGGAUUGCUCUACAACCUUGAUGUGUUAAAAUUGGUCACUCACAGAUUAAGUGUUGGGCCUUUUCUGUGUUAUCAGACAGGACAGUUAAAAAAUGAGACAGGAAGAGUCGGGUUGAUGCUGAGGGGGGUGUGAGCUGCCUGUUUUACCAGCCCGGUAAAACGAGUCCUCCACAGUCUGCAGCUUUUCGCCUUCCUCCUCAGAUCAGAAUUACAAUGAUUGAUGCUGAUCAUUAUUAUUGUGUCCGUCCAUAUUUAAUGUAAACAUAUUCUGAUUUAUUUGCACACUGAGAUUUGAUUUUGCUGCUGACAGACUCAACACUGAAAAUCUGCAUAAAGAGGUGAAUAUGAAGUCAUAUAACUGGAUAUAACCCCAGAUAUGAACACAAACUCUCAUCAAACAGUCUGCCUUUAUUUUGUUAAUCAGGGUACACAUAGACACACAGGCGUCUUUAUCAAUCCUGCAGCAUUGUGUACAAUCCGUCACGGCUUAAUCUGGUAACAAACAUUACCUAUUAACAGCCGUGUCUUCCUGUAAACAGCGUGACUCCGUGUUUUGGAGUUUUUGAUUAUUCUCCGAGCCCCCCUGUUGUUUCACAAACACAGUUUGAAUGUUAAAAAAAAAACAUCCCGCUUCAGUCAGGAAUAAACACCGAUGUGUUUCUAGAAAACAGAACAGAGAGAAUAGAAAAGCUUUCCUCUCAUCACGCACUUCCUGGUCUCAUGUGGAGAAGGUGACUUUAGUGAUUUCACAAGGAGGUGGAAGUGACUCUAGCUACAGGCUCUCAUUGUUUUUGUUAUUGAGGUCCUUUCUGUUUUGAUGUCUUCAGAUUGUUUUUCACCAAUGCGAACACUUUAUUAUGUUUCAGAGUAAUGCGAUAGUUUAACAACAGGCUCUGAAGUCUGACUUUUCACCAUGUCUAUGUAUUUAAGACGGCUGCUGCUUUCUUUUCUGGGUACACCUGGACUAAGGUCUGUUAAAGUUUGAGCUUGUCUAGUCUCCUUCUUCGUGGUUGAACAUGCUUUGAAAGCAGACCAAUGAUUUGUGGGUCUGCGUGCUUCUAAAAUGAGUAAACUAUGAGGACCUCAUACAAACAACAUAAAAGGAGCAAAAACUAUAAAACAUGGACUCAGAAAAACAGAUUUACUCAUAACUGUCAGAAGACUUUCAUCCUCUUAUCAGUAUCCCCCUCUGCAACAAAGUCGGUUCAUUUCUUCUACACCUGGGCAAAGGUUGCUUUAAAGGAGUUUUUAACUGGUUUUGAAACAGCCUCAAUCUUAAACUGAAAAUGAGAUUAUCAGCUAAAGUCUGGUUAAUUCUUUGUGCUGAAUUUAGGGUCUCUUUUGAUUGGACUUCUUGUGAAAAACAGGAGUCGAUAUUCAGCACUCACCCUGAAGCAUCUAUGUUUAGAGCUCUGUCGAUAAAGUUUGGCAGAGAGAAGUAAGUGAGCUAAGAGGAGUUCAUUUUCCUCCUGUAAUUUUCUUUAUUUAUAAUUCUUUGUGCUGAAGGAUAAUACUAGUGCAGGAUCAACAACAAGCUGUAAUUUUCUGUUGUAGUAUAAUCGACGAAGGAACUCUCCAUCCGAGGCUUAGCUGGGAAAAAAAGAAGAAAAUGACAAAGAGGAUUGACCGUCAAUAUGUGUGUGAAUGCUUCACAGCUCCUAGAGGACAGAGGAGUCGAUCCUUUUGUCUUAUUAGCAUAUUGAGAUUUGAAUUUAGUGCUUUCACUGACAUUACAAAUGUGCAUAAAGAAGCGAUGGAGAUAAAUAUAUAGUGAUAGAGUAAUUUCUUCCCCAGGUAUGAAUAUAUAGACUCUCAGCAGCUACAGUCUGCCUCUACUUCUGUUCAUCAGUGUAUGCAUGGACACUCAGGCUUCUUUAUCAAUCACAUCAAACUGCGCGCUCAUUUACAUAGUUGGGGGGGGGGGGGGGGUUGGAGGUCACAUUGUGACACCAGGGCGGUGACAGGUCGCUUCAAAAAAGGUACGUCUGGUCACUUUCUAUAAGCUUACUAAAGGUGCUUUUGGACCGCAGGAACUAGGAUCUACCCCUCGAAACGCCCCAGCUCUUUCUAGAACUUUCCAUUGGCAGGUUGUGAACACGCAUGCACAUGCACGUCAAGGAGAGAGGAGAGAUUGUGGAUCAUAUCCUACAUCUUCUGAUAUUAUUUGAUUCGUAAAACCAUGUACGUAUAUGAAUCAUCACUCUGUUUAGUGUCCUUUUUUAUCUCGGCAUGGUUUUGAGGUCAGUCUUAUCAGGAGACAGUCUUAUUCACAUUAUAAGAUGGUGCAGAGCAGAGAGAGGGGUAUACAGCAUUAAGGGUAAUAGCACAACAACUAUUUUCUUCCAGUAACAUGAUGUUAUUUGAUCAUCAAGACAACUUACCUGUUGUCCGUUAGAUUUCUGACCGUUAUUUUUUCUGUUGUGGAUGAUCAACCCGGGAUUUGAGGGAAACACAGACAACGAAAGACCACGAACAAGAAGCCCCUGGAAGCAAAAGUUCUGAGUACUUUUGGUUGAAAAGCACAUUAAGGGAAACAAAUCAGAGUUUGCAAAGUUUUAUUGUUGUAAUUUUACUGUCAAUUAUUCUGCGAAGCUACAAAUCAGUUCAUUACCUCUUCACUCUGCAUCCUGCAAGAAAUUCUCUUCAGUGAAGAAAAGAAGUGAAAAAAGAUCUGUACAUCCAUCCAUCCAUCUUUAUGGCAGUGGGUGAUAAUGAUGCUCAUGGGAAAUGCAGUCUUAAGUUACUGAUUUAUCCAAAUGGGUCACCAGAAUUAAGACAAGUGGAUAAAACUCCAAACAGCGCCUCAAAUGUUAGAGGGAAGAAUCUCACUUUUCUAAAGAGACUAAAGUUUGUUUCUCUGAAGUUUUCGGCUUCACUGGAGUUUAUUAAGGAGAUUUUGUUUGUGCAAAGAGUUGAUUUCCUUCAUCAACACUCGUGACCUGCAGGGAAAGAUCAUCCGCCUUUCAGCGGGUUAAGCUCUUAUUUAUGAAAAGCUUAACAGUGUUAUUAUUUCUCUGUGCCAAGCAUCUGUUUGGCACUCAGACUCUUCCAUGUUUGAGGAAGGAAGGCAGUAUUUUCUUCAAAGAUUGACUCUGGCCUCUUCAUAUGUGUUUUUGUGCUCCCGUCCACACACGCAGUCGGUGUUUAUUGAACCGUCACAGAUUGUCUCCGAAGGUCAAUUUAAGUCUCCGCAGCAGCUGAUUGAAGCGUGGUCUCCACCAGUCAAGCAAUCUUUCACUGCUGACUUCGAUCAGGUUUCCUCUUCUGGCCCCAGUGCCAGGUUUCCUUGUUGCAUGUUGUGGAAACAGGAACUCGAAGGUCUCGGGGGAUACACGUGUAGCCUUGAGCGUUCACACUUGGUUACAUUUUUAUGUACGACCUUCUCGGACUCUUUGGUUCUCUUUUUGCUCUCAGACUUGACACUGAAAACUUCUUCUGGUUUAUUUUAAGAACAUUUAUUUGCCAAAACUGUUUUGAUCUAAGCUCACAUGAAUAAAUAAUCAUUCAUUCAAACUCUGAAUUAUUCACCUCACCUGAUUGGAGGCUUUCCACUCCAUUUAAUGUUCACUAUUCUGAUUGUGUCCUGAUUGCACAGGACUGUAAAUGCCGUGUAGCAGGUUGACCAAGCAGCCGCCCUAGAUUUGAAUCAAAGGGACUUGGCUUUACGGUAUCAUCUCCUCUAUCAGUGUCACCUCGUGUUGAUUUAAAGUGCUUAUUCUACGUGCUGUCUCGCUGAAAGUGUUUUCCUGUUUUUGUUUAGUCUAUUUAUUUUUUUGUGUUUGACAGAAUUCCUGUGCAGAGAAUGUCCCCGUGUCCACAUACACUUCGACCGCGUGGACAUAAAGGAAAUUCCUCCAGAGCCGCUGUUCUUCCGCAGGUGGCUACACGAGCGUUUUGAAAUAAAGGACCGGUAAGUGUGUGGGUGUAACAAUUCAUCAUAUUAGAAUUGUAUACUAUUCAGUUAAUGCCUAAACUUAGGUGUGUUUUUAAAUGAUUUUUUUUUCUCUCAGAGCAUCGGGUAAACCCAGAUCUGUCUCUGAGCUUCUUUCUGAAUCUUAAAACAGCUGAAAUGAGAGUUGACCAAAUCCAUAAAAACUUAAAAAUUUGUGUAUAUUUUAAAUUUCUUUUAUAAAAGGGAACUUUUGGCUGAAACUAAAAAGGUUCAUGUUGACAGACAAUAACUUAAAGGGAUAUUCCGGCUUAAAAUUAAGGUCUCACUACAAACAAGCUAGAAGAGAGUAGGUGAGUUGUGUUUAGUCUCUUUGCUAAAGAAAUGAAGCAAAGUUAAAAAGAUGUUUGGUGGCUAGUACUAUGGCUGGGACCCUAUAUGUCCUGUUGAUGAAGUUAGGUGCUGUUCUGAGCAUUAUUUGUAGCUAUAGAGUGGCAUUUUGGUUGAGGUUUGUUUAUGGCUCCUCAGACCGCUGUGUAUCGCUAUCGUUCGGUCGUUACUAAAGUUGGUUUAACUAGAGAAGCAAGCGGUCGGCAACAUUCAUCUCUGUAGGGGGUGUCUAACUUGGUGUUACGGUGUGUUUGACCCUUACUUAAUUUUACGCCGGAAUAUCCCUUUUAACUGAGAAACUAAUAGACACGUGACACAACCUUAGUUAAAACAAGUCGUGAUGCUGUGUGAAAGGUUCAUAAAAACACAAAUUUUGAUGGUUUGCCGAUCAUUUAAUCCCCUUAUCAAAUCAAUUUUAGUGCAAAGACAAUGUCAUGUCAAAAGUGAAAAAUGUUAUUGUUGAAGAUAAAGACUAUAAGGCCUUCAGAACUUCUUAAUAAGUAAGGACAAGGACAACUAAACUUUCCAAAAAGUUUUGGAAUGCUAAAAAAAGUUGGAAAAAUUAAUAAACAAAAGGUUAGUAAGAUAAGAUAAGAAGAACUGUAUUGAGUCCUGAGGGGAAAUUUAAUAUAACAGGACGGGGUAUGAAAAUGGCAGUCCACAGAGAGGCUUCAUCUCUCAUGAGUAGAGAUGUGAUUGGGUUCACCACUCUGUUAGAGACUGUGUGAGCAAAUACUUCAGCAAAAAAGUCAUAAUAAUGUUCUCCUGAAAUCCAGGAUCACCUGCAAAAUCUACAGUCUCUGAACUGUUUGUCCUGACAUCCACAAAUAGGACAGUUAUGUAUAACCAUGAAACAGACACUUCUCUGCCUCGGUCUGUCUUAAAUGGGCUUGAACUCCAAGUGUAAAACUUCAGUCAGAUGAAUCCAAACUUGUCAUUCUUUUUGGAAAUCAUGGAUGCUUUGUCCUCCACUCUGAGGCAGGACUUUCAGCUUGUUAUCAGCACAUAGUAGUAUGCUUAAGUGCUCAUGGCAUGAGUGGCUUACACAUUCAAAUUCAACUUUAUUUUUAUGCCAAUGCAGUUUAAAUUGCCUUACAGAAGCUAAAAACAAUAAAACGACAAUAAAACCCAACCUCUCAACUACACACCCAUCCAUGGACCCACACACGCAUAGACACACACCCACUCUCACUCACCUACACAUACACACACACACACACAUACAAGCACACACAAAGUGAGAAUUCGAGAUAUAUUGUUAAAGAGACAAGGCCUGACACCGAGACAUUACCUUUAGCUAGCUUUAGGAAACACUGGAGAUAAAAGAUAAAAAUAAUAAAUAAAUAAAAAACGGUAAAAAGAAAGACCAAAACAUGAUGGACUUAAACUAGAAAAUAAAAUAAAAUAAAAUGAACCAAUAAGUAAGAGCUCUUUAUCAUAUAAAAGGGGUAAAAGAAGUAAAAACCUCUAAGGCAGGAGUUAAGAAAAAGACUAAGAGAUAAUUAAUAAGAUGACAUAAAAGAAACAUUAACAACUUCGAUUAAAAUGAACAUUUGCAAUAAGGGAAAUAUGAAACGGCAAUCAGUGAAAAGCCUGGUUAAAAAAGUGAGUCUUGAGCCUCCUCUUAAGGCACCAGUAAUGCUGAACAAUACAUACAAGUUUUGUGGUAGUAGUACUUUUAAUUUUCUAGUAAUUACAAGUAGAGUUUAAAUGAUUUGCAAACUACCAAAUAUUUUUGUUAUUAUCAUUUAAACAGCAUCCUGACAUUUUGGAAUAUAUGGAUAUAUCGUUAUAGAUAAUGAUUAUAAAUUGAGCCUCACAUUGGCUGUACUAGCAGAGCAACAAAAAACCCUGAUGUGAACUUAAGUCAGACAGAAGAUGUGCUGAUUCACUUUUGUAGUCUGUGCGUUUCUGAGACAAACUGAAUCCCUAAGAGAGUGAUCUGUCUUUUGCAAAGGCUGCUGUCGGACUUCUACGAGUCGGAGGACAAAAUAUGCAAGUUCCCCGGGGAGGGGAAAGUUUCUACUCUGCACCUCUCUAAAACCCUCCCAUCAGUGAUAAUCCUGGGUGGACUGACACUGCCAUUACUGCUGACAGAGAGCGGCAGGAAAGUGUACGUGAGGACCUGGGUGUACGGGACACUGCUUGGCUGGCUGUGGGUGAACGUUUUUCCUUAACGAACAGAGCAGAGGCUGCCACAGUGACAUGCACAACAGACAUGGGAGAGGCGGCGCCAUUUUUUCCUGCAUCACAAACAACAACACAAGGUGUGUUUAUAAUGCAGAGCUGCAGCGUCUGAUAAGAGGCUCGGAGGUUUAUCCAACAUGUCUGGCUCACUGGUGACCCUGAGCUGAAAGCUGAGCAGCGAUGGGGAGAAAUGUUAGGCUUUUUGCGCUACGUGAUCCCUCAUGUUAUUAGGAUUUGCAGCCUAAUGAUGGGAAAAAGGAAAACAUGUCUGAAAGUUUUAGAUUACUUUAAAACAUCCAAUAAGAUCUCUAUUAUGAUAUAGAUAAAAAAUAUAUAAACUUAUUUAAUUUAUCUUAGAGUAAUUCCCCCCUCACUAGAUUUAGACAGAUUAGGUCUCUUGCAUGCUCACUUUUCCAUCAAACAUUGGCCACUUUUAAAGCUCUUGUAUGACAUUAAAAACAAAGCAUAGAGGACUUCAAAAACUACGUUAAUGAUCACAAUCAGUUGCUGCUGUGUGUAACUGACACAGUUUAGGGGAUCAUUAAAUAUUAAGUGCACUGACUCAUUGACAUUGGUUGUAAUACCCUCACUUAUGCCAAGUCCCGUGUCAGGACGAUAAAGCACUUCGCUCAUUGAAAGUGAAGGUUUUUUUUACAUUAGUAGAACAAACUGAGAAGCAUCUUCUUUAGGGACUCAUAAACAUGUCACCAGCUGCAUUGUUUACCAUAAGUAUUUAUACCGACUUUGUUUUGUACUGAUAACGAAUGUAGCCGUGACUCAUGUAUCAGUGUAUGUAAGUGAAUGUCUCUCUUUUCUUUCCAACACUUUUAAAUUCAUUUACACGGAUUUCGUUAAACAUGUUUCGUUCUUACAAAGUUCUUGUCCGCUCAUGUUGAAGAUGUGCUGAAAAAAAAAGUUCUACCAAUGUAAAAUAUUUCUUUAACAUACAAUGUCAGUCGUUGCCAAAAUUUUACUCAUUUACUUUGAUGUUCUACAAGUGUUUUAAGUCGAGCAACUCAUAUUUUAAUGCCAGCAAAGAAACCUGUCUCUCUCUGUUUGUCUUUGUGUCCAAAUACCGUAUUAUAAGAUUCUUUUAUGGUUUAUUUCUUGGUCCGUAACUGUUUUGUUACAGCUCAUAUGAAAGAAUCUACCAAGCAAAAAAAAGCUGACUAAGCCAUGUUAACAGAUUAACACAGGUUCCUGUGCACUCAAAGCCAUCUGUAUUAUAAUUAUCACUGUAUUGUGUAAUGCACUGUAUGUUCGUUAUUGAUGUUGUUUACCGUAAUAGCCAUUGCAUUUUCCACAAGUCACUUUACAUGUCUGCCGUCUUGUCUUCCUCUAAAGUUUAGUCUUUGGUAUGUCCUCCUUCUGGAUGGUUCAUGGUUUUUACAUGUCGCUCCAAUACCUCACUUGAAUAAUCCUUCCUUGAAUGACCCUUGUCAGCCAUUUUAUAGUCAUUUUUAACCUGACAAGAUCAAACUGUAACUCAUCAGGAAACUCUGUAGACAGUAUUUAAAUGCCAACGGAUUUCGGAAAUGUGUGCCUUCUCUUGGGAGGAGUCUGUCCUCAGCCCUCACCGAGGGUCACAGUAGCUCUUUUCCACCGGGUGACUGCACGGAGACUCUCUGCUGGAGCUGCUGCUCUAUGCAGCAUGUGGUCACAUUGUCUACAGUUCAUAGUGGCUUAUUUUGCUCUAAGAAUGCAUUUAUUUACACUUUUUUGAGGACUAUAAUUAAAUGAUGAAACCUUUAAUGUAUGUAAGUUUUGGAAAUGGGGAUCCGAGUGAAAUAAAGUGUUUUUUUCUGGAGAACCA